CGACACCAUCAAGGUUAUUGUCUAAGCCGAGGCCGUUGAAUAUCCGACAAUUGCUCACUUACGUCAUCGCCCCUAAUUGCCGCAUCAACACACGUCACGGGUGCCCCACCGGCUCGACUUUUCCCUUUCGGAUGUGCACGCUUAUGUAGAUACAUCACAAGCUUCACCUGAACGGCAUCGGAUCCCUUUGCCAAACCCCACGGGCCGCCUGAUAUUCUCAUACUUGCAGGCAUUAUAUGUCGGGCCCCACCUCGAAUCCAGAUUGGAACGGAAGCGGCAGUUCCGCCUAUGGCACCUUUCCUCGACCACGACUUAGCUCCAACCAAAGUCGCACCAGCUAUGAUAGCUCUACUGUACAUAGCAAUGGCGGCGAUGUAUCACCAAAGCGCAUGCCCUCAAGACAUAUAGAGUUUCGCAAGUACUUGAAACGACCCCAUCUCACCGAAAGCCAGCGUACUCUAAGUGAUGCCCUACGUGCGGCGAAGAGCAGAGAAGAGCAGGAAACUUUGCUGCCAGAUGAUGAUCAUGCAGGCUCAGAUGGGUGCUUCAAUGGAGUAGGCGAACCUUUGGGACCCAGGGAUGUAUUUACUCCUUAUCCGCAUUCAAAUCUGAAAGUGUACUAUAACAUCCACCGAAUACGACGCCUGAUUCUAGCUGUGAUUGAGGAUCCAUAUACGACGGAACAACUCAGGGAACCCCGUAUGAAUAUCCUGAUUGUCAAGCCGCUUGUUGAUCGGCUGUACGACGAAGAAGACAUAUCCAUCGUUUACUGUCUUCUCGUCAAUCGGAUGCAGUUCUUACGAGAACAGCAAUUUCAACAACAUCACCGAACUGUUGACCUCACACGCGCCAAUCUCUGCGAGCUUGUAGCUAUGAAAGUCCUGCGACGACACGACGAGGAAAGCACCGGAAAACCAGGCCUUCUACACCUAGCUCAGAUUCUCGUAGCUCCAUUCCAGCCAUUCCAAGGUGCACCCGACGAGCGCUGUCCACCGCGACAUGUCUCAGAGUACCAGGGCCAAGGAGAUUACGAAGGUAAACUGACUGCGCUGGAAGUCGCCAUCGUGUCCGAGAGUAAGGUGUUGCUUAGCAGCUCAGGGAGUCAAAAAGUCAUUGAUGCCGUGUACCGCGGACGUAUCGUGUAUACCCCAACUACAUUCAUCGACAUCAUUCCUGAUCACUAUAAGCACAAACCAAUAUCGCUAUACGAUCCUCGGAAAGCACCGCUACUAAAUCAAUACCGUCUCAUGGUGCCAAGGACCCGCAACAUCAUCGAAGUCGUACAAUUCAUCAUACUGCUUGCUUUGUAUAGCUGGUGUAUGUCGGUGCGGAAAGAUCAUUUUCUUACCAAUGCUGAGAUCAUUUUCAUAUUAUAUGGUGGUGGCUGGGUCCUGGACGAACUGAUAUCGUGCCUAGAACACGGAUGGGAGGUACACACACAAGAGCUCUGGGCCUUCUUGGAUGUCACUUUCGCCGGCAUAUUUCUCAUUUACUUUAGCAUGCGUGUCCAUGGCUGGGUAGUUGGCAAUGAUGAAACGGGCAGGCAGGCACUCGACGUUCUUGCCAUCGCCUCGCCAAUCCUGUUUCCACGCAUCGCAUUCAACCUCAUGCCGGAGAAUAUGCUCUUCAUUGCACUACGAGCCAUGGUAAAGGAAUUCACUGCGUUAAGCCUCAUUGCUAUCUGGUGCUUCGGCGGUUUCUUGCUCGCUCUGAAGUGGCUGAGCAUCAGCAAUCCCGAAGUCGGCUACGAAGACUCGCCAAAUAGCAUCACCAUCUCCAAAUGGAUGCUUUGGAUUUGGUUCGGUCUAGAUGGCCAGGGCAUCGACGAAGCGCCAGGAUUUCACGAGAUCCUCGGUCCCAUAUUGAUGGUGAUAUACGCUUUCAUUGGUAAUACGCUCUUCCUCACAGUCCUGGUCUCCAUACUCAGCAACACAUUCUCCAAGAUCGCUGCCGAUGCGACCGCCGAGAUUCAAUUCCGACGCGCAGUCCUCACUUUCGAAGGUGUAAAAUCCGACUCUCUCUUCGCCUAUCGCCCACCCUUUAACCUCCUCGCCUUCGUCAUCCUACUCCCCCUAAAGUUUCUUUUGACACCACGCUGGUUCCACAAGAUAAACAUAACAGCAGUUCGCGUCCUCAACUUCCCGAUUCUCCUCGCCAUUGCGUAUCAUGAGCGCGCCGCGCUCUGGAAACCCUCUCGCCGCCAAUCUCUUUCUGGCCCUGGCCCAUCCAAACGCUCAACGUGGCUCUUCGAUUCUGAUUUCUGGGGGAAAUGGAAGCGAAUGAGUCCGCAUGCUGACUUACAAGCGGUGUUUGAGGAAGAGCCGCCUAACGAUGUGGUGCAGAGGAUUGAGGAGGAAGAUGAUCUUGAGGAUGCAAUCUUGGAAAAUAGCUUUGCUGCGACAGCGGGAGCGGACAGGAGGAGUAUUAGCCCUGGGAGUGCAAUGACGAGGAGGAGGAGACUGAGCAGUGUGUGGCCGGGUUCGGCGUCGUAGGGUGUAUUGAAGUGUCGAUGGUUCAUAGUUGUGGGCGCACGCAAGUCUGUAUAGGUAGUUCAAUUCGUCAUAACCCGAUACUCUGUAUUGUUUAGAAAUUGCUUUACAAAAGGAAAAGGCUAUC
This is a messenger RNA of Cucurbitaria berberidis CBS 394.84, 2616 nucleotides long. RefSeq lists its product as uncharacterized. Lineage: Eukaryota; Fungi; Ascomycota; Dothideomycetes; Pleosporales; Cucurbitariaceae. The record is from RefSeq and is a predicted model, not a curated record. The transcript has 2 exons. The coding region runs from base 237 to 2492 and encodes 751 amino acids.